Sardina pilchardus (European sardine) is the source of this 2550-nucleotide messenger RNA. It is a transcript of the gene dtx4a, whose product is annotated as deltex 4, E3 ubiquitin ligase a. The coding region runs from base 246 to 2522 and encodes 758 amino acids. The record is from RefSeq and is a predicted model, not a curated record. Lineage: Eukaryota; Metazoa; Chordata; Actinopteri; Clupeiformes; Clupeidae. Gene Ontology annotation, cellular component: nucleoplasm. The transcript has 12 exons. Gene Ontology annotation, biological process: protein ubiquitination; Notch signaling pathway. Gene Ontology annotation, molecular function: ubiquitin protein ligase activity; zinc ion binding.
AAUAUGGCUCGAAUUAUGCCUGUGGGAUGUAAUGCAUUACCCACGAAACCUGAAGAUAGAACUGAAUAAUUCCUUUCUACCUUCGUCGCUGCGAAGGUCUGCCAAAGAGGUGUAUUCCUCAAGAGUCUCGACUGCAGCAGCGCGAGACAGACAGCAAAUGUUUAUUUGAAGAUGGAUUCUUGUCGGCAUCCAUAAGUAUUUUCCGGUAGAAGGCGGCCUUGGCAUCGGGAAUCCGCCACUGGUGUAUGAUGUUGCUAGCAUCGGCUGUGGUCGUAUGGGAAUGGCUAAACGAACACGGGCGCUGGCGACCCUACAGCCCGGCCGUCUCUCAUCACAUCGAAGCGGUGAUCCGCAGCGACCCACGGGGAAGCAGUGUGGUACUAGGCCAGGUUGACUCGAGGCUGUCGCCCUACAUCAUCGACUUGCAAUCCAUGCACCAGUUUCGGCAAGACACAGGCACCCUUCGUCCGGUGCGGCGCAGCUUCUAUGACCCGACGUCGGCGCCGGGCCACGGCUGGCUGUGGGAGUGGGAGAACGACUCGGGCUCGUGGACGGCGUACGACACGGAGGUGAGCAUCGCCAUCCAGGCGGCGCGGGACCGCAACCAGCCCUGGCUGGACCUGUCGCCGCUGGGCUUCUGCUACCUGAUCGACCUGCAGACCAUGACCCAGUUCAACCGGCAGACGCAGCGGCGCCGCCGCAUCCAGAGACGCUCGGACCUGGCCUACCCGCUCGUCACCGGGCCCCUGCCCAGGGCGUGGGCCAGCAUGGGCGUCGCCGGCGGGAGGUUCGGGGGCCCCGGCGGGGGUCUGCUCGGCGUCGGGGUGUCCGGGAUCGUGGCCAGGGGCAACGGCAGCGCCUACCCGAGCGGCGCCCUGCCGGCCUCGGCCAUCACCUCGCUGGGGCAGCCCUGCUCGUGCCAGCAGUGCAUGCUGGUCCUGGGCGUGAAGACGGGCGCGGGCUUCGGCGGGGUGGGCGGAGGGGCGCACACGCUGGGACGCAAGCCGCCGCUGCCCCCGCCCAUGCAGACUAAGCCGCCCAGCCCCAAAUUGGGACCCCCGCAGAGGGGCUACUCCUACUCGCUCACCCUGCCGCACCCCCCGUCUCUCUCCCGGGUCCUGGCGCCCCAUCGGAACUCCAUGCUGGUCAGCAACGGCGGCUUCGCGCACUCCCUCUCCCUGCUGGGCGCGGCCACCGCCGGACUCUCGCUCUCCUCCGUGCCGGCCCCCGGCCCCGGCUCGCUCCUGCCCUCGUCCUCCUCGUCCUCCUCCGCGUCCACGUUCUCGCGGCCGCCGCCGCCCCCCAUGCCGCCCCCGCCCCCGCCGUCCGUGUCCACCCCGGCAACCGCCUCCUCCUCCUCCGCCUCCGCCUCCGCCUCCGUCUCCGGGGUGCCGUCCCUUCCGCCCAUCCCCACGCCGACCACCGCGCUGAUUUCCACGACGACCAGCUGCGCUCCCACGCCGUCGGCGCGCGUGCUGGGCCCCGUGUCAUCAGCGUGCGCCGCGCCCCUCCCCCCGCGCUCCAGCCUGGUCGGACUGAGUCGCCCCGCGCUGCAGCGCAUCGCCAUGGCACAGUCACGGGCACUCAUCGCUUCAGGGGUUCCCACUGUUCCAGUGAAGAACUUAAAUGGAUCAAGCCCUGUGCAUCCAGCUCUGGCAGGUAUAACAGGCAUUCUGAUGAGUGCCGCCGGUCUGCCCGUGUGCCUCACCCGGCCACCCAAGCUGGUCCUGCACCCCCCUCCCGUCAGCAAGAGCGACAUCAAGCCUGUGCCGGGCCUGGGUCACUGCUGCCGCAAGACCACCAAAAAGCAGGCGCGCAAAGGAAGAACUCCUGAGGAAGUGGUGAAAAGGUACCUGCAGAAGGUGCGCAACCCCCCAGAGGAGGACUGCACCAUCUGCAUGGAGGCUCUGUCGGGCCCGUCGGGCUACAAGGGCCCCGGCGUGGGCGGUGUGUCGCGGGUGGAGUCGGUGGGCCGCCUGGCCCAGUGCGGGCACCAGUACCACCUGCAGUGCCUGGUGGCCAUGUACAACAACGGCAACAAGGACGGCAGCCUCCAGUGCCCCACCUGCAAGACCAUCUACGGGGUAAAGACCGGCAACCAGCCGCCCGGCAAGAUGGAGUACCACGUCAUCCCCCACUCGCUGCCUGGCCACCCCGACUGCAAGACCAUUCGCAUCAUCUACAACAUUCCACCAGGCAUUCAGGGCCCUGAGCACCCCAAUCCCGGCAAGCCCUACACUGCCCGCGGUUUCCCCCGCCACUGCUACCUCCCAGACACUGAGAAAGGACGCAUUGUCCUGCGCCUGCUGCUGGUAGCCUGGGACCGUCGCCUCAUCUUCUCCGUGGGCACGUCCAGCACCACGGGCGAGUCGGACACGGUCAUCUGGAACGAGGUCCACCACAAGACGGAGUUCGGCUCCAACCUGACCGGCCACGGCUUCCCGGACCCCGGCCACCUGGACAACGUCCUGGAGGAGCUCCGCGCCCAGGGCAUCACGGAGGAGGAGAGCCUGAGAGACUGAUAGAAGAGAGAAAGAGAGAGAAAGAGAG